Molecule: messenger RNA, 1760 nt
Organism: Branchiostoma belcheri (Belcher's lancelet)
Lineage: Eukaryota; Metazoa; Chordata; Leptocardii; Amphioxiformes; Branchiostomatidae
Product: voltage-dependent calcium channel subunit alpha-2/delta-4-like
Exons: 15
Coding region: 6-1760 (584 amino acids)
Cellular component (GO): voltage-gated calcium channel complex
Molecular function (GO): voltage-gated calcium channel activity
Source: RefSeq, a predicted model, not a curated record
AAAACAUGGCUGCCAGUGAAGUUGUUUUUGUUGUGUUGGCUUUGUUUGUGAGUGUUCCUGUCAAAAGUGUCGUAGAUGAAGAACUCAACAGGUUUCUCGGAGACAAAGAGGGAUAUCUCCGUGCCUUGGAGCAGGAUGUUUUGGUUGGAUAUCAGCGUCAUUGCGGAACACAGUGUAGCUUUCACAGGAACAUCUAUGCCUGCUCCUCCCCUGAGCUGGAGGAAGAAUCAGUGUGUUCACAGGAGUACGGGGCCUCCAUUUUCACAGGUACUGGAUGUGCCACUUGUACAAACAGGAAGUUGAGUGUAUCUGGAUCUUACAUUCGGACCCCCAGCAGAGAAGCCACCUGCACAGAUGAAGUCAACAGGGACAUCUGUCUGUCACAAGGACUAGACGCUUCAUUCUUGGAUAACUGGUUUAAGGAUGAAAGGGAACCAGGAGUUAAAUGGCAGUUUUUUGCCUCUCAGACUGGCAUGUACCGAAUGUUUCCGGGUGUAGCCCAGGAGCGUUGCCAUGACUAUGACCCCCGUUUGAGGGCGUGGUAUGUGUCGGCGACUACGGGACCCAAAGACGUGGUGAUUGUGAUUGACAGUAGUGACUCCAUGGCCCUCCGCCCCUGGUCCAGCCCCUUAACACUCAUGGAGUUAACUAAGGAGGCUGUAAACUCUGUUCUGUGGACGCUCACACACUUAGAUUAUGUUGCAGUUGUUUCGUUUGCAACACUUGCGCAUCAACUGACCAUCCAGAACAAGAACACUUUGGUCCAGGCCACCCAUGACAACAUCCAGGCUCUAACGCAAGAAGUGAAGAAAGUAGAACCAAAUGGACACACCAACUUUGAAGCAGCUUUCAGGACAGCCUUUGACAUCCUGCGGAGGUCAGAGGUCAUUUCCAGGACAGCAGGGUGUAACAAGAUGGUGUUAUUCAUGACGGAUGGAGAACCAACCAGAGGAGAGAGGGAGCCUGAACAACUCACUCAGAUUAUAAGAUCCUUAAACCAAAGGGAGGAUGGCUCGAAAGUGGCUUCAAUAUUUACAUAUUCAGUGGGAGGACUGGCAGACACUACCAUCACCAAGAUGAUAGCAUGCAAUGAAGGUGGGGUGUGGUCUGAAGUAGAAACUGCUGGUAAAGCGUCCCUAGCGGAGCAGCUCAGUCAGUACUAUGACUAUUACAGCACACUGAGAGAGGGGCAGGGCCACGUCAUAUGGACAGAACCAUACAUGGAUGCCUUUGGUGCAGGUGAAGUAGUUACAGCUGCAAAAGCUGUGUAUAACACAAGCACAGUGCCACAAACAUUUCUGGGUGUGGUAGGGAUAGAUGUGGCAACCUCUGCGGCACAAAAGUAUACUACAAGUAAACAGGACUUGUUGGAUACACUGCGGAGUCGGUCCAGUUCCUGUCCAGACCUGAGAGAGAGCAGCCUGUGUGAACUGGAGCAGCUCAGACAGAAGGUUUAUCAACAAGGGACUGUCAGGUAUGAGAACAACUCAGCCAAAUGGUGUGAUCUUUCUUCAGCUCAGGAGUGCACAUUCCCUGUCACUGAACCAUGUGAAAACCAGUCCCAACUGUACAGGACCUGUAUGAACCAUACUGCAGUAAAAGUGGACUAUGAGACCACCUCAUGCUGUGGCAGAUAUGACCAACUUAUAAGUGAUUUGACGGAGGAGUUUGAUAACCAUUUGUGUGAUCCUCCUAGCUUACACAACAUGAAACUGGCACUUUCAAAGCAAACAACAAAUACUUACACAGCAAAGGCCUGA